UCCAGCUAUAUUGGCUGUUGUUACACUUGGUAACUGCCGCUAUUUAGUAUUUUAAAAAGGAUUUAUUAUCUGAAUAAAUAAAGAGAAAGGGAAAUGUCUCAUCAGAAACCAAAAUUUACUGUAGAACUAAUAAAAGAAGAGGACCAAAAAGAAGUUUAUGAAGUUCUUAAAGAAUUUUUUCUAAAGGAUGAACCUAAUUGUAAAAAAAUGGGAAUUACUCAUUGUGAUGAUGCAGAAAAAUAUUUAACAAAAAAUCUGGGAGAUAAUUGUUCUUUUAAAGCGGUCGAUGAAAAUGGAAAAAUAAUAGGUGUUGUUUCAAAUGGAAUUGGAAGGAGACCUUUACUAGAUACACCAAAACAGUCUGCUGCUGCAUUAUCAAGUGAUGAUAGAUGGCGUAAACUUGGUAUGCUCAUAGAUAAUAUCAAUGAACAUUAUGAUAUUUUUCAACAAUAUCCCGAUUCGGAAACGUUCCUUGAUGGAAAAGCAAUAGCUGUAAAUCCAGAUUAUAGGGGCUUAGGAAUAGCUGGCGAACUAUUAAAAAAAACUAUUGAAUAUAUGAAAGAAAAUAAUAUACAAGCAAUGAUGAGAACAUGUUCCAGUGCAUUUUCUGCCAGAGUUAUGGAAAAACUCAAUAUGAAAGAAGUUUAUAGAAUUAAUUACAAAGAUUUCAUUGUUAAUAAUGAACAAGUUUUAAAUCCAGAUAGUCCACAUGUUGCUUGUAGAGUUUUUGUUAUUCAAAACGAGGAACAUGUCUAA
Messenger RNA from Condylostylus longicornis, 756 nucleotides. RefSeq names its product arylalkylamine N-acetyltransferase 1-like. Lineage: Eukaryota; Metazoa; Arthropoda; Insecta; Diptera; Dolichopodidae. Gene Ontology annotation, molecular function: N-acetyltransferase activity. The coding region runs from base 94 to 756 and encodes 220 amino acids. The record is from RefSeq and is a predicted model, not a curated record. The transcript has 4 exons.